UUUAAUGUGUUGUUGUGAGCGUUGGUUAUAAGAAAAACGGCCGAGCAAGCAUUUUUGCGAGCCGGAAAUUUUAGCGCGUUUUUUUUAUUGUAGGACAACUGUUUGAAAACAUUUGCAUAUACUUAAGCGAUAUGCAAGAAAUAACAAGUUGGCGCGCAAAUGUUAAAAUGUGAAACGAAAUGUGCACUGUACACGAGACUCUCGCCACAAGCGAAUAUGCAUAAGCGGUGAAUAAAUGCACAAACGUACUGGGAUAUGCAAUUGUAACUGUGUCAGUGUAUGUGCGUGUGUAUGCUGCACAAAUGCCGACAAGAAGUUGCGGUUAAAUGAAAUGAUCAAUUAUUAAUUGAAAAUACGAUACCGAUUACGAUAAAGAUAUUUAAGCGCAUUUCCUUUAUAUAAUAACUACUACGGAACGAAGCAGAACUGCAAAAAGUAACAAAGCAACAAACAAAAACAAUAACAACGAGAACGAGAACGCAACACACAUACAAAUACAUAUGUAAAUACCAAUAUACAAAUACAAAUCGAAGCAGCGGCGGCAUCUAUCGAUACCAAGACCAAUACCAAGUCAGCCUUAGCCACAGUACUCUUCCUUACAAUACCCCCCCACAAUACUAGUACAAUACAUACAAACGAAUACUCGGGGCAGACGACGAUAAAACAAAAACAAAAAGAAACAAAAAAACGCAUAACGGCUGUUAAAUGCGGCGACCAAAACGCUUACGUCUUCUACGUCGUCCGAGCAACAGUAGCAGUAGCAGUAGCAGCAGUAGCAACGGUUAUCGAUAUCAGCAGGAUAGGGAUACGGAUAUCGCCGAUUGUUGACGUUGACGGUAUCAGAAUUGACAAUCGAUCGCGCCUCAGACUCAGAGACAGACACAGAGACCACAGUAAAGGCAACAACAAGAUUAAGAGCAACAGCUACAGCAACGGGUUGACGACAAUUUCGAUUGUUGUUCAGGUUUUGCCAAAUAAUGGAACCAGAUCCCAAUGGGAUAAAGAUAGAGCCGACACUUGACCUCCAUCAGCAGCAACAACAGCAACAACAACAGCAGCAGCAACAGUACGCCACCCAUGUGCUGGCAAUAAAUGGCCCAAAUGCUCGACUGCUUAUCGAGCAUCCAUCAGCGCUGUUGGUUCCCCUGUCGACCCAUCAACAGCAGCAACUGCAAUUGCAACAGCAGCAACAACAACAGCAGCAGCAGCAGCAACAACAACAGUUUCAACAGCAGCAGCAACAUCAACACCAUCUCCAACAACAGCAGCAGCAGCAACAGCAACAGUUUCAUCAGCAACAAUUGCAAAUAACAUUACCCGCUUAUUCACAGCCCCUCUCACUGAAGCAGCAGCCACCACCGACGCCGCUCGGACCCAGCUCCACAGUCAGCUCCAACGCCGCCGCCGCCGCCCAACAGCAACUCACCCAGCAGCAGCAGCAUCAUCACCAGCAACGGUGGAACGAGAGUCCCGAGGCACGCCAGCGCCGUUUGGCCCGCAAUGCUGAGAGGAUGCGCGAGCGACGACAGCGUGAAAGCGAUGAUGAAUACCGAAAGCGUCUGGUUCGCAACGCAGAAGCAAAUCGCCAGCGGCGCCAAAACGAAUCUGAUAUUGAGCGUGCCAUGCGUCUGGUGCGCAACGCGGCACGGCAACGUCUGCGACGCGCCAUGGAGUCCCCAGAGCAGCGGGCCAAGCGUCUGGCCAAGCUGGCCGAACGCAUGCGCAUGUAUCGGGCCAGUGAGACGCCCGAGCAGCGCAAGAUUCGACUGGCGGAGAUGGCGGCACGGGCCAGGCAACGCAUCGCCAGCGAGUCCACGGAUGAACGCAAGGAAAGACUGAGAAAGCUGAACGACUACGCCAAAAAGGUCAGAGAAAAGAAAAAGCUCUUUAAGCACGAGGUGGUGCAUGGCGUGGUGCAGAAUUCGUCGUCGUCGACCUCAUCAUCGACCAACUCGACCAAUUCCAAUUCGCUAACAGUGCAGCAACAGCAGCAGCAGCAGGUGCUCGCCGUGGCGACCGCAGCUGCGGCUGCUGCCGCGGCCGCCGGCUCAGCCAACUGUAAUAAUAACGAGCAUAACAUUAAUCUAAACCAGGCCAACGUCUCCUCCUCCGCACCGACAGUUGCCGGCGCCAGCAGCACGGUCGUCACAGCGGGCGGCGAUGAUCAACAGCAGCAGCAGCAGCAGCAUCUGGUGACAGCAGCGACCGCCUAUCAGCAGCACCAGGCUAUCGAGUACAUGGGCCAGAACAUGUUCAUAGCGCCCGGUGCGCUCCGUCCGACCAUGCAGCUCAAGCAGGAGCCGCAGACCCAGCAGCAGCAGCAGCAACAGCAGCAACAACAAGUGCAACAGCAGCAGCAGCAACAACAGCUCCAGCAACAGCAGCAGCAGCAGCCUCGCUACUCCCUUGGAGCCCAGCAGCUGAUCGAUGGCGUUGCUGGUGGCAGCGGUGCCGCCGAGGCGGGCAGCAUAUUCGUGCAGCAAAUCUAUGGCGAGGAGCCGGGCAAGGGCGGCAAACUGCAGCUGCAGGCCCAUGUGCCGCACUUUAGCAUCGGCAAUCCGCUCGAGUUCUAUCAGCACAAAUACGCCAAGAAGCAGGAACUUCAGACCGGCAAUGAGGCGAACGACAACAGCGGGUCUGUUAGCCUGGCCCAGAACGAGGCCAAAGUCAUCGUGGCAGCCGCCGAGCAGCAAAAGAACCUGAAACCGGGCCAAACGACGACCACAACACAGAUCUACAACCAAUUUCCAUACCUGACCACCUUCCCGGCAACGGCCAACAGCAGCGGCGCCACCAGCGGCAGCGGCACUGUCACAGUCACGGGCGGAACUGUGACCAACGCGGGUGCCAAUGGCACUGCGACAACCGCCUACUAUCCCAUGUAUCACAAUGGCUUCCAGUUGGGCAUUGGGCCAAAUCCGGUGCCGCCGCCGUUCACGCCCGUGCACUUUACCACAACCAGCGGUGGCAGCAGUCCCACAACGCCCGGUCAGUACAACAUACUGGCUGCUCCGGCGGGCACAAAUGCCACGAUUACGGUCACCGGGCUGGGUCAGCCGGAACAGGUGCAGCAACAACAGCAGCAGCAGCAGCAGCCACAGACGACGCAGCUGGUGCAGGAGUUCCCCAAGAUGGGUCGUGGUCGGCCGCGAAAGACGAGUCUGCUGACGAGUACUGAGGAUCAACUGAAGGCGAAUACGCUGCUGGAACAGGAGCUUAAUCAGAUGCUUGCGGUGCCGCAUUUGACGGGCAGCGGUACAGGUCGGCGUGGUCGUCCAGCGCUGGAUCACGGCCACAUACAUUCCACAGCAGAUGGCGAUAACGGCGUACAGUUAACGUCGACGCCGCGACGCAGUGGCUCUAUUAAAUACGAGACCGAGGAUGAGAAGCGUAUACGGCUGGACAAAAUGGCGGCGCACCAGCGAGCGGUGCGUGCCAAUGAGUCGCCCGAACAGCGUUCCGUGCGCCUGCAGAAACUGAGCGAGCGAGCGCGUCUCAAGCGCGCCCAAAUACGCGCCACCGAGAACAGCGAAGAGCGCAAGGAGCGCCUCUCCAAGCAGGCGGAGUAUGCGCGACUGCGACGCAUGCGCAGUCAUACGCCACGCACAAGCAGCAGCGCUAGUGCCGAGUUCCAUGCCAAGACAGAGGAUGAGACAACGGAGCAGCUCUAUGAUAAUGACACCGAUGGCGGCGAUAGUUUUGCCGUGAAGACCGACUCGCAGCUGGAUGGUGAUGCCUCCAACGAGCAGCUGGCCGCUCUGCAGCUCCAACAGCAUGAGCUGCAGCAAAUGACGGCACUGCAGCCGCACCACGAGACCAUCGUCAUCAGUCAGCAGCAACAGCGGCUGGUCAGUCUCAGUCAGCAUCAGCAGGGAUAUAGUAAACUACAGACGUCAGCAGCUGGCAGUGGCGGCACUGGCGCUCCUGGUGGCCCGGCAGAGAAUAACGAUAUGUUAAAGAUACUCGAGCCGAUCAUUGUGAUGAAGACCAAAUGAGUAUCGGAAAAGCGUCACAAUCGGCCCACAAAUCCUUAGACAACCAACACACACACACACACAUCCAUGCAUUAUAUAUAUAUACUAACUAUAGAUUUGAAGCCAUUGUGGGCGCUUGUACAAAAUCAUCUUAUGUGAAAGCGAUAGACGUGUUGAUACUUUGUAUAUCAUCAAAGGCUCGCUAAUUUCUGUUGGCUUUAUGCCAUUUCAAAUCUGAGGUACUUGCAUGUAAAGCAUUCAUAUGUGUACAUAUAUGUAUGUGUGUUAGUAUGCACCUGUGCAUACAUGAUUUACAUACAUAUAUUCGCAUUAUGCAUGUAUAUUAUUUUUUAUCAUUAACUGCUAGCAAUGUAAACCAAUUACCAUGUACUUUAUUGCCUAAGCCUAGUUUAAUAGUUAUAGCCCGUGCAAUACUGCGAUAAGUCAUCGUAUUGUACAUACACACACAUACGCAUAUGCGAAACCACACGGUUGAUCCACCGGGCCCUACACAUAGAGUAUGACCCUUGAGAUCAUUCAUUUGAAAUCCAGUACAGUGUGAGAAAUGCAAACGAAGCGCACCGACACAAACACAGACACAGACAGACAUAUAUAUAUUGUACACAGAAUUCAAACUGCAGCUAAUUUGUCUUGGAGAAUGAUUUAAACACACAAUUUAAUGUAUUUGACAACAGGCAAAAUAUCUAUGUUAAUGUAGGUAACUUUUUAAAUUUUUUAAACACAUUGAACUUCGAUACAAAUGUAACGGUAGUGCGAUUACCGAUAACCAAUUUGUGUAAUGUACUAUGUAAGCAUAGAGUGAACAAUUAAGCCUAAUUGCAUAAUUUCUAGCCCAUAACAAAAUCGAGCACUAAGUAGAACUGUACGUAUUAAUUUUUUAAAGAGUAGCUGAAAAGAAUGAAAAUAAAAACAAUACAAAUAAAGUUAA
This is a messenger RNA of Drosophila busckii, 4923 nucleotides long. Its product is annotated as mediator of RNA polymerase II transcription subunit 15. The record is from RefSeq and is a predicted model, not a curated record. The coding region runs from base 978 to 3995 and encodes 1005 amino acids. NCBI's taxonomy places the organism in Eukaryota, Metazoa, Arthropoda, Insecta, Diptera, Drosophilidae. The transcript is spliced from 3 exons.